Messenger RNA from Anoplophora glabripennis (Asian longhorned beetle), 1278 nucleotides. Its product is annotated as dipeptidase 1-like. The coding region runs from base 21 to 1202 and encodes 393 amino acids. The record is from RefSeq and is a predicted model, not a curated record. Gene Ontology annotation, biological process: proteolysis. Lineage: Eukaryota; Metazoa; Arthropoda; Insecta; Coleoptera; Cerambycidae. The transcript is spliced from 11 exons. Gene Ontology annotation, molecular function: metallodipeptidase activity.
AAUUAGUAAACUGCACAAACAUGAACAGAGUGGUUAUAGUGCCUUUUUUAUUUUUUCUUAUCUACGCGAGAAGUACAGCAUUUGCUGGUGUUAUUGGCAGUAAUGUUGCAGGGAGUACCGCUCUUGAUAAUUACCCGCUAGUGGACGGGCAUAACGAUUUACCAUACAACCUAUAUACAAAAUUGAACGACACCUUAAAAGAAUUUCGCUUUGAAAAUAAUUUAAUUAACGACACUAUUUUCGGAUCGAGCGACUGCAGUUGUCACACUGAUUUACCCAGAUUAAAGCAAGGCAAAGUUGGGGCACAGUUCUGGGUUGCAUACGUUGAUUGUACUGUGGAAAAAGAGAAGGCUGUCGCUAAGACUUUAGAUCAAAUCGACGUUAUUAAAAGGUUAAUAAACAAGUACCCAAACGACUUGGAGUUUGUAACUACUUCCGAUGGAAUUUUAGAAGCAUUCAAACGGAAGAAAAUAGCCAGUCUUAUAGCAGUUGAAGGUGGUCACUCUAUUGACAAUAGAUUAUCGAUUUUGAGACUCUAUUAUGAGCUUGGUGUCAGAUAUUUGACUUUGACUCAUACCUGUAAUUUGGAAUGGGCCGAAUCUGCUGAAGUUGACAAAACGAAUUCCACCAAAAUUGGCUUAACUGGUUUUGGAAAGAAAAUAGUUUUGGAAAUGAACCGCUUGGGAAUGUUAGUAGAUUUAUCCCACGUGUCUGCCAAGGUAAUGCACGACGCCAUUGACGUCUCAAGGGCUCCAACUAUUUUCUCGCACUCUUCUGCAAGAGCUGUUUAUGAUCACGUUAGGAACGUAGCCGAUGAUGUCCUCUUAAAAGUGAAACGAAGUAGAGGUAUUGUGAUGGUCAAUUUUUUUUCUUAUUUUAUCCGAGGGGGAAAUGCUACUAUAAGAGACGUUGUUAACCACAUAAACCAUAUCGUGGACAUUGCUGGCGUCGAUAGCGUCGGAAUUGGUUCCGACUACGAUGGUGUGCCUGUUACGCCUAUUGGAUUAGAAAAUGUAUCCAAAUACCCAGAUCUGUUUGACUUGCUAAGAAAGCUCGACCCUAAUAGGUGGACGAUAGAAAAUUUAGAAAAACUUGCGGGGAGGAAUUUUAUAAGGGUGUUUAAGGAAGUAGAAAGGGUAAAACAGAGUCUUAAAACGGAACUGCCCGCAGAAGAUCUUUUGGGAGUCAGCAACGAAAUUUAAUGACGGCUGUUUUGUGUUUAUUAGAUAUUGAUUUGUCACUUAUUAUACUCUAAAAGUAAAUAAAUAUUAAAAAAAG